UGGACUAAGCAUGGCUAACGCCCAAUGCUUGAUCAUACGAGCCCUGCACGUCGCUGUCGCUUCAGCGGCAGUCUCUGCAAAGGAGCCACCAAGAAGCAAUUAGUCGCCUUGCGCAGAACCUGCCAGUUGUGCACAGAAACAGUGGGCUUUCGAGACAUGCAUUAUUGUUGUGCCACCCUUGUCGAACUCAACAAAUGUCAAAUGUCGCUUGCAGGCUGGUUUUGGAGAGCAGGCGUCUGGACUCACAGCUACAGGGCUGAAACACGGCCCAGUUGGUCGCGCCUAGGCCAGCGUUGACGUAGCUGUGGAUCCCAGCUGCGCAUCCGUACCUGAGCGAUGAUAACUUCCGACAUCCACAAUAAUCUAUACCUAUAGCAUCUUUAACGCGUUCAUCUCUCCAAAAUGAAAGCGGCCCGCGCCCUUGUUCCAGCCUUCCUGGCAGCCUGCCGCGUCGCUGCCAUGCCGCAGCGCAGCGCGCCGCAACAAGCUAUUUUCGACGCGUCGACGAAGCAUCUCGCCAAACCACUUGGUGUAGGCCACUUCAGCGAAUGGAGCCGUGCCACAAAGAAGGAGUUCUUGGUAGACUGGCAGGCCGGCAGGGAGUCAGAGUGGACGAUUGUAAUGGGCAAUGAGGGCGGUGAUAUGGACUCCAUGACGGCGGCGCUUACUUGGGCGUACCAUCUUGAACACUCCACCGAACAUACCGACAACCCUAUGAAGGCCAUUGCACUUCUUCAGACACCGUCGCAUGCGCUUGAUCUGCGCCCGGAGAAUAGGCUGGCCCUGGACAAUUCGCAGAUGACGCCCGGUCAUGAAGACUUGUUGACUCUGGAUGAGCUGCCUGAAGACCCUGAGACUCUGGGCAAGAAGCUCAAGGGCAUAGUCCUGGUCGACCAUGGCAGCCCGCUGCGGAAGUGGAACGAAGCAGAGAUACUAAGCAUCUUUGACCACCACAAAGACCGCGGCACUGCUCCCGACGCCGAACCCCGUGUCUUCGAAGUAGCAGCAAGCUGCACUACACUUGUUGCCCGCCAGAUGCUCGACGAGCUCGAGCAACUAGACGAAGAAUACCACAUGCCGCACGAACUGCUUGAACUAGUCCUCAGCGCCAUUGCCAUCGACUCUGGCGGCUUGUCAGGCAAGAAGACGACCAAGACCGACAUUGAAGUCUCCAAGCGCGUCCUCGCACGCAGCAACUGGAAGAAGGACAGCCUCGAAGACGUCAUGGAGGAUCUCGACGACGAGCUCAGCAAGGCACAAAAGGACAUUGACAACCUUGGUCUGCGCGACUUGUUGCGCCGAGACUGGAAGGGCGAUAUCAUUGAUACCCCCUCUCCGCGCACUCCUACCGUGAGCAUUGGCUUCGCCUCGAUUCCAUACUCCAUGGAUGAGCAGAUUCUCAAGACGGACUUUGCGGAACUCUUUGACUGGUUCGCCGUUCACGCCGCCUGGACUGCCGAAGCCGGCGUCGACAUCUCCAUCACGCUCAACAAGUACAAGAAGCACUACAAAGACGGCGAGAAGGAGAAGAUCCGCGAAGUCGUCCUGACCGUCCGCGACGACGUACGCAUCGACCAGGACCAAGCCGACUCGCUCUUCAAGACAGUCAAGGAGGCGUUGGAGAAUAACGAGGAGGGUAUUGAUUUCCAGCCGUGGCAUCGUGCGGAUCAAUUGGCGCCUAGGCAGAUGGUGUGGACGCACAAGAGUGGUGCAGGCAGGAAGGUUAUCAGGCCGAUUGUUGAGGAGGCGGUUAUGAAGUGGGAUUAAGUGGUGGACGUGGAAGGGGCUUUGAUACCUAUGUGAAGAUAAUGUAUGCUCCAGCCUACGAAAUAGAAACAGGACUUCUUCAAAUGUGUCUUGCAAUAUGCACCGAUGGAGAGCAAAAUUUGCGUUGAGUUGCUGCAUACACAGUGUGAAAUUUGGAUAAGUAUGUAGUAUCCAAGUCGAUGUAUACUUCUGGCAGUACCAAUGGACAAAGGUAUGGACGUUAGGUUGCAG
Molecule: messenger RNA, 1998 nt
Organism: Alternaria rosae
Lineage: Eukaryota; Fungi; Ascomycota; Dothideomycetes; Pleosporales; Pleosporaceae
Exons: 2
Coding region: 403-1767 (454 amino acids)
Cellular component (GO): cytoplasm
Molecular function (GO): exopolyphosphatase activity
Source: RefSeq, a predicted model, not a curated record